Messenger RNA from Nothobranchius furzeri (turquoise killifish), 8173 nucleotides. RefSeq names its product ARFGEF family member 3 (gene arfgef3). Gene Ontology annotation, molecular function: guanyl-nucleotide exchange factor activity. NCBI's taxonomy places the organism in Eukaryota, Metazoa, Chordata, Actinopteri, Cyprinodontiformes, Nothobranchiidae. Gene Ontology annotation, biological process: regulation of ARF protein signal transduction. The record is from RefSeq and is a predicted model, not a curated record.
GUUAAUGAUAACAACAGGCCAAAUUGCAGACGUUGGCAGGUGAGUCCGGGUCCGGUUCCGCCCUCAGCUGAUGACGCUUCUCGUGCCUGACGUGCAGGAAGUUCGGUUUAAGGAUUUGACAGAACCGGAUCUGGUCUCCGAAGAGCUCCAGCAUCUGGAACAGAGAUCAUCAACCCGCCUCAGACCGAAAAAAAGGAUCCCGGUGGACAAAGGAGCGGUUCAAGCGAGGUCUAGUUCCGAUCGGAGACUGUGGUUCUUUGACCAGAACCAGAACUGGCCCUCCUAGGAUUAUCUGGCCUGACAUCACCGGGAUGAAUCAUCUUCAUCUUGCUCAUCACCAGGGUGGUUCGGAGAUGCUGUAACGGAACCUUCAGAAUAGACCUGCGAGGCCCAACGCAGGUGGUCCGGUCUGACUAAACCCGGUUCGGCUCUAUGAUGGAGGAGAUCCUCCGAAAGCUGCAGAAGGAGGCGUCCGGUCACAAAAACAAAGGGAUCCGAGACGCGUGCGGGUUCGCCUGCGAAACUCUGGAGUCUCACAACGAAUCAACCAGGAUUUCCUCCUCACAGCUCCGAGGACGAUGUCUGCUGCCUCUCCAGAUGGCUCUGGAGUCCAGGAACACCAAACUGGGACAGACAGCUCUGGCUGGCAUGCAGAAGCUCCUGUGUGAUGACCGGUUCCUGGGCGGGGUUGGGUCUGAGGUGGAGCUUCUGGAGAAACAGUUGCUCAGCCAGAUGUUGGAGGCUCUCAGAGUCACGCCCACUCUCCAUGAGGACCUGCAGGUGGAGGUCAUGAAGGUCCUGCUGUGCAUCACCUACUCACCAAGGUUUGACAUCAACGGAGAAUCCAUCCUGCGGCUCUCUCAGGUGUGUAUUGAGACCUACAUGUCCAGCUGUCACCAGCGCAGCAUCAACACAGCAGUGAGGGCCACGCUCAGCCAGAUACUGGGAGACCUAACGCUACAGCUGCGGCACAGACAAGAGGGUGCAGAAGGUGAUGAAGUGACUGCAACGCCUCUGCAGAAAAAAGAUGUUUCCCCCACCAGCCAGGCUCUGUGGGAAGAUGUGGUGACAGUUCUGACAGUUUUCUGUGAAAAGCUGGAGUUUGUGGACAGUGACAAUCAGCUCCUGCAGCUGCUGUACCUGGAGUGUAUCCUGUCCAUGCUGAGCAGCUGUCCUCCCACUAUCCACCUGUCCAGAGGUUUCACCGACCUUGUGUGGAAGCAGCUGUGUCCAUCACUGGUGGCUAUCAUGGGGAACCCGAUUAACGAUAAAACCAUUACCUCUCACCACGGCUUCAUUGGGGCACCAAACCGAGACCGGACCUCAGAGAGACUCAGUCAAGGAUUCAGCCAGGAGGUGGACUGCUCUGGUGGCGGAGUAUCUGAUCAAGGCAGAGGCUCUGGCUGCUCCUCUAAUGCCCCUGCCAGGAUAGCUCCUGUUGUUCGGACGGUUUGUUACAUCGCGGCUGAACUAGUACGUCUAGUGAGCUGUGUGGAGUCGAUGAAACCGGUCCUCCAGUCACUGUACCACAGGAUCCUGCUGUACCCACCCCCCCAGCACCGAACUGAAGCCAUCCGCAUCAUGAAAGAGAUUUUAGGCUGCCCUCAGCGGCUCUAUGGCCUGGUCGGACCCUGUGCAGCUGAGCCUGAAACCAGGAAGCGCUCCUUCUCAAAGAGGAAAUCCUACCUGGACCUGUUGAAACUAGUGAUGGAUGGGAUGACUGAGGCUUGUAUGAAGGGUGGCAUCGAGGCCUGUUACUCCUCCGUUUCCUGUGCCUGUGCUCUUCUUGGAGCUCUGGAUGAGCUGUCUCAGGGCCGCGGUGUCACACCUGAGCAGGCUCAGCUCCUUCUCAGGAGAAUGGACGACCUGAAGGAGGGGUCUGAGUCCACCCGGGAGUCCAUGGAGAUCAAUGAAGCGGACUUCAGGUGGCAGAGACGCAUCCUAUCCUCAGAGCAGUCCCCGUGGGACCACAGCUCCUCCUCCUCCAACAUGGCGACCGCCAGGGCCAGUGAACGCAGCCCUGACAUCAGCAUCAGCAUCACUACGGAAACGGGACAAACCACCUUGGACUUGGAGAUGGGGGACCUGGGCCUGGGGGAGGGCCACACCACCCCAGAGGCGCUCUGCCAGGACCCUUGCUUUCAUUCUUCUCUCUUUGGAGGUCAGGAGGGCACCAAAUGUGACAUGAGCCUCCGUGAUAAAGGAAGAGAGAGGGAGGAGGGGGGAGGCAGUAUGAGAGAGGUUGAAGUUCAAGGAGAAAAAGUAAAAAGAGAUGCAGAAAGAGGAGGAGUUGUUCCUCCUGAUGUGGUACAGAGGAGUCAUGCACUCAUUUAUCCUGACAUUACCAACUUCCUGUCAGUAGAAUCCAGGACGAGGUCCCAUCAUGGUGGCUCCCGGUACAGCGAAAGCAACUUCAGCAUGGAGGAGCAGGAAUUGUCUCGAACAGAGCUUGACUCAUGUGAUCAGUACUCCAUGGCUGCUGAGAAGGAUUCCGGACGCUCCGACGUGUCCGACAUUGGCUCUGACAACGUCUCUCUAGUUGAUGAGGAGCAGCAGACGCCUCGGGACUGCCCGGGCCACCGCUCCCUACGCACUGCCACCCUGUCCCUCAAACUACUCCACAACCAGGAGGCCGACCAGCAAAGCGCCAGGCUGUUUAUCCAAUCCCUGGCCGCUCUGCUGCCCCGCCUGCUGGGACUGACUACUGCCCCUGAGGUGGACCUGGCGCUGCAGAACUUCUCCUCCAGAUCCUGCUCUGGAAUGCAGGCUGGUGGGAUCCAUUCUCCUGGUUUUGAAACGAGCAACUCUCUGAGCUGCCAGUCUCUGAUGAAUGCCGACGGGCUCUACCUGGUGUCGUACUACUCUCUGCUGCUCAGCCUGAAGCUGUACUACUCUGACUACUUCAGAUGCAGAGAGCUUCCCCCGGGCAUCGGCCUGAAGGAGUUUGUGCAUGUGAUCCAGAGCAGCGGCGUGCUGGUGGUCCUGUCUCAGGCCUGGAUUGAGGAGCUGUACCAGCAGGUGUUGGAACGGAACCUGCUGGCCGAAGCUGGGUACUGGGGCUCUCCAGAGGACCGGACCCUUCCACUCAUCACCAUGCUGACAGAAAUUGACGGGCUGGGCAGCAGCACAAUCGGAGGUCAGCUGAUCAGAAGGCCAUCCAGCCAAUCAGCACUCAGCAGUGAGAAGUCAAGCCGUGAUGCCAUGGCAGCAGGAUCAGUGUUCUCUCGUUUCAUCCUGACUGGCGUGUGGAAGAACCUGAUCGAUGUUCUGUCCACGCCGCUGACGGGCCGCAUGGCGGGCAGCUCCAAGGGUUUGGCCUUUAUCCUGGGAACAGAGGGGCUGAAAGAGCAGAGCCAAAGAGAGAGAGACACCAUCUGUCUGAGUUUAGAUGGACUACGGAAAGCUGCUGCACUCAGCUGUGCUCUGGGUGUUGCUGCUAACUGUGCUUCAGCUUUAGCCCAAAUGGCUGCUGCUUCCUGUGUGCAGGAGGACAAGGAGAAGGAGGUGGUCGAAGUGGGAGGCACCAUCACACAGGUAAAGCAGCGUAUAGAGCAGAUCAGAAUGCCUCCGGGCAUUCGUCUCCACACGGCUCACGUCUUGUGCAUGGAUGCAAUCCUACACGUGGGGCUGGAGAUGGGCAGCCACAACCACGACUGCUGGCCACAUGUCUUCAGAGUGACUGAGUACAUCAGCUCCCUGGAGCACACACACUUCAGUGACGGUUCCUCACAGACGUCCUCUCUCACCACCAUCACACAGCAGAACCAGCAGGCGGCUGGCAUCGACCAGGGCCUGGAGCUGAGCUGUGAGCCUAGUUCAGACGCUGGAGAACUAGGCCUUAGCCAGCCUGUCAUCCAGCCAUUGUCCAUUCAGGAGCUGCUGAAGGAGAGCAGCAGGGGGGGUCGUGGUCUUGACCUGAAGAGUGGCAGCCUGAUGACUGGAACAAGCGCCGCCAAGGCUGUGUGCAUGCUGUCCACGCAGGUAGACAGGUUAUUUGAAGAAGCAGUUACGAAGCUGAACUUGGUCAGUCUGGUUGGGUUCCUGCAGCAGCUCAGAAAAGCUUCUCAGUCGCAGCUGUUUGACUCUGUUACAGAAACUGGAGAUUACUCUCUGGCAAUGCCAGGAGAAGCCAAGUCCACGUUGGACCGACGCUGCGCUCUGCAUCUCUUUCGUCUGGGUGAGGCCAUGCUCCGGGUCGUCAGGAACAAGAACCGGCCCCUGCUGCACAUGAUGAGGUCCUGGAGCGUGGUGGCGCCCCAUCUGGUGGAGGCUGCAUGUCACAAAGAGCGCCACGUGUCCCAGAAGGCCGUUUCCUUCAUCCAUGACGUGCUGACCGAGGUCCUGACGAGCUGGGCUGAGCUGCCUCAUUUCCACUUCAACGAGGCACUCUUCAGACCUUUUGAGCACAUCAUGCAGCUUGAGCUGUGUGACGAGGAUGUGCAGGACCAGGUGGUGACAUCAAUCGGCGAAUUGGUGGAGAUGUGCUCCCCCCAGAUCCUGUCGGGUUGGAGGCCCCUGUUCAGCGCUCUGAGGACCGUGCAUGGCAGCAAGACAGACACCAAAGACUACCUGCUGGGGGAGUAUUCCAUGGGCCAGUCCCAGGCGCCGGUGUUCGAUGUCUUUGAGGCAUUCAUCAACACCGACAACAUCCAGGUCUUUGCCAACGCAGCCACCGACUACAUCAUGUGCCUGAUGAAGUUCGUGAAAGGCUUGGGAGAAGUGGACUAUAAAGAGAUUGGAGACUGUGUUAACAUGUCCGGUUACUCCUCCACCGACCUCUGUGUUCCUGCUCUCGACUACCUGCACAAAUGUUCACAGCUGCUUGCAAAGAUCUACAAGAUGCCAUCCAAACCAGUGUUUCUUGGCGCUCGGCUGGCGAACCUGCCACAGCAGCGCUCCAUCAGCAGUGAGGAUGAGGUCGACUGCUUCAUCCAGGAGUUUGAUGAUGACACAGGUCUAAUUCAGGUGUGGAUUUUAUUACUGGAGCAGCUCACGGCCGCCGUGUCAAACUGCCCCCGACAGCACCAGCCUCCAACCCUGGAGCUGCUCUUCAUCCUGCUCAGAGAGGUCACCAUUGUACCAGGUCCCGGUUUUGCCAUCUUUGCUGUCAUCCAACUCCUACUUCCUGUGAUGUCAUUAUGGCUGCAGCGUAGUCAUGGCGACCACUCAUACUGGGACAUGGCAGCGGCAAACUUUAAGCAUGCGAUCGGCCUGUCAUGUGAGCUGGUGGUGGAGCACAUCAACAGCUUCAUUCACUCAGACAUCGGGCACGAGUCUCUGAUCAACCUGAUGCUAAAGGAUCUCUUCAAGCUGCUGGUGGCUUGUGUUUCUGAACCAGCAGAGACCAUAUCCAGAGUGGGCUGUUCCUGCAUCAGGUACGUGUUGGUCACUGUGGGUCCCGUCUUCACAGAAGAAAUGUGGAGGCUGGCCUGCUGUGCUCUGCAGGAUGCUUUCUCUGCUACGUUAGAGCCUGUGAAGAACCUCCUAGCGUGUUUUCACAGUGGCUCAGACAGUUUUUCUGGAGAUGCCUGUGAGGUGAAAGUGGCGGCUCCGUCUCAUUCUCCGUCAGCUGAAGCAGAGUACUGGAGGAUCAGAGCCAUGGCUCAGCAGGUCUUCAUGUUGGAUACCCAGUGCUCUCCAAAGACUCCAAACAACAAGGAUGGCUUUGAGCAUGCUCAGUCCUGUGUGCUCAUCAUUGAGCUGCCAUCUGACCAGCAGUCCAAUGGACACGCUCAGAAGAGGAUCCCGUUCCGGACCAUUGUGGUGAGCCUGCUUUCCCACCAGGUUCUGCUCCAAAACCUCCACGACAUUCUGCUGGAGGAAUUUGUCAAGAAUCCCGAAGGCAGCGAGAGGAUCACUCCUAUGACCUCCGACCCCGGCAGACCCACAGCCAGCUUCCUGCGCUACAUCUCCAUGACAAACCUGGCCAUAAUCCUGGACCUGCUACUGGACUCUUACAGGACGGCACGCGACUUCGACACCCGGCUGGGUUUGAAGUACCUGCUGAUGAAGGUGUCAGGUGUUUGCGGAGCAGCUAAUCUGUACCGUCAGUCCGCCAUGAGCUUUAACCUGUAUUUCCAGGCACUGCUGUGUGCCACGUUGAGUCAGGCUGAAAGCAUGACAGCUCAGCAGGUGAAGAGGAUCCUGUAUGAGGAGGAGGGGAGCUCCGACUCCUCUCAUCCUGGAUCCGCCUCCUCCGAGGAUGAGGAUAUCUUUGAAGAAACAGCACAGGUCAGUCCCCCUCGCGGUCGGGAGAAGCGCCACCCCUGGCAGGCGCCAGUCCCAUUGCUCAGCGUUCAGCCACUGGGCAGCGCUGACUGGGCCUGGCUCGUCAAGCGUCUCUACAAAGUGUGCAUGGAUCUGUGCAACAGCUACAUCCAGAUGCACCGGGACCUGGAGAGUACUCUGGAGGAGACACCACUCCCCAGAGGAGGAAGAGGAGAUCACGUCUUCCUCUUGCCUCUGUUCCAGUCUGAGACUUCCACACCAACGUCAGCAGGUGGGCUCUCAGCGAAGGGGACACCCUUAGAGGAAGGAGGGUUCAGGUGUCAGGGGAUGGACCUGAGUUCACCUGGAGAAACACAUACACAGAGUCCCAGUUUCAGCUUCACAGGAAGUUUGCCUCAUCACUUCCAGAUCAGUGGAGACAGGAGGGACUCCAUUACAGCGGGAAGCUCGGUGGGAGGAGCUUCCAGCACAGGAAGGAGGAAGGAAUGGUGGGAAAGUGCCGGAAACAAACUGUACACCAUCGCUACAGACAAAACCAUCAACAAGCUGAUGAUGGAAUACAAACGCAGGAAGCAGGCACCACAGCAGGUUCAGCAGAGCCACAUCAACCUAUUCAUGAAGGAGCAGGGUCGGGCGGCAACAGGAGACAGGAGGGACCCCGUGGAGCUGCAACGGCCCCAGCAGCUGGUGGAUCAGCAGGGGCCCCCUCUGAGGCACUCAGUCAGUGCAGGGCCUGAGGUGCUGAGGCAGGAGAAAAGGCCACGGUCCGGCUCUACCAUCAGCUCCCAUAGCAUCUCUCUGAAAGACUCAGAAGCUAAGAUCCAGGCCUGGACCAACAUGGUGCUGACCUUGCUGAACCAGGUUCUCCUUCUGUCCGACUCGUCUUUCCUGGCCCUGCAGCCGGUGUUCUAUCCCUGCCUCAGCCAGCUCUCCUGUCAUGUGACCGACAGGCGCGUCCGCCACGCCCUGAGGGAGUGGCUCAGCCGUGUUGGCAGACUCUAUGACAUCAUUGUGUGACAUCACAGCGAUGGAGGCUGCUUAGUGGAGGACAGGCAGGAAGAGACGGUGUUUUGUGGUCCUGCUGAUGUCUGUUUACUGAUCAAUCUGUUUGUGAAUGUUUCUGCUGUUGUUCCUCUUUAAACCACGCUCUCAUCAACCCAUAGCUCCAUGAUGAUCAUCAUAAUUCAUUCAUUCUGAUAUGAAGGUUUUUUUGUUUUUAGAUUUGCUGCUAGUUUUCUUUGUGCAUUGCUGAGUAUUUUGGUGUCAGGAAGACAAAGUCAGAUUUCUCUUCUGUGACUGAGACGCUUUCCUUCUGCAUGUCCAGACUAAAACCAGCUCAUUUCCUUUGUAACGGGACUAAAGCUCCUUGAGGUGCCUUUAGGUUGGUUUAACCCUCCCACUGUCUUUAUAAGUGACCCCGCGAGGAAAGUUGAGGUGGUGCUUACUCCUCACCCUUCCCACAUGGACCCAAGGGAUAAACCAUCAAUCCUGCUCAAUGGUCAACUUUCCUUGCGGGGUCACACCCAUCAGGACAGUGGGAGGGUUAACUGCUUCUGUUCAGCCACGUUUGUCCAAUAGAAAAAGGACUGAACGGAAUCAAAUAUUUUAUUAGUUAAUUUUCUUUGGAAUAAGAUUGAGAUGAAAAGGAUGAAAUGUAAUCAGCUAAUGUUUAAAGGUGUCUCUGUGUAAUGGUCUUCUGUGCUGCAGCGUCUUUCAGUUGAAUCGUCUUAUUUAUUUUAGCCAAAUUCACCUACGUGGUAGACGUAGUUAAAGACUAAGACUCUCUUUUCCUUCUGUUUGUGUCGGAAUGUUUCUGCUUGUGUUUCAGCUGAGACCCUCUGUGUCCUCAUGAUGAACAGCAGCUCAGACACAACUGGUACAAACAUCUUUGAGUCCUGAAUGAGUGUCUUCAAAUAAAAUAAAACCAAAUACUGUGGAAACAACA